AUGGGCAAGACAGACAGAGAGAGCGGGAGCUCCUACUACGGGGGGGUGGGGAUGAUCAAGAGAUUCCCGUGGCAAAUCGUAGCUUACCUAGCUUCAGGAGCGAAGACGGAGGAAAAAGGAACUAAUGCGGGCUGGCAGAUGGCAAUGAAUUCUAGCGCCUACUACGGAGUACACUACGGAGGUUCCAUAUGCAUACACGAUGGUGAUCUACAAGAGUCUGGCAGCAGGGUUUCUGACUUGUCUCAGAGAAGAAAGCUUUUCCAUCCGCUCAUUGUGUUGAAAGGGAGAGAGUACUUCACCUCCAGCCGGGGAUUUGUUCUAGAGAAGGAGAUAAGACUAGCGUCCACCAAUCAGCAUGACGGUUUUACAACCUUCCGCAGAAAGAUUAGGUUUUGGCUACGUCAAGAUCCAGGCCGGUGGGGCCCGGGCCAAAAAGAAGAAAAAGGGAAACAGAAAAAGUCAAAGUCAGAAGAGGACCCAGAGAGCUGUUGGAGAGGUUGGAUCAACCGGAAAAUGAUCGUCCUGGUGUAG
Molecule: messenger RNA, 531 nt
Organism: Aspergillus costaricaensis CBS 115574
Lineage: Eukaryota; Fungi; Ascomycota; Eurotiomycetes; Eurotiales; Aspergillaceae
Exons: 9
Coding region: 1-531 (176 amino acids)
Source: RefSeq, a predicted model, not a curated record